UAUUAUCAACAGAACUAUUAUUAUCAACAACCCUAAGCUGCAGCUGAAAUCAGUGGGCGUUUAUAUUGCGAGGGCGGAAUCCUCUGGAAGGACUAGCACCAUUACCAACCUGGCAUCAUGUUUCCCCACCUGAAGGGCCAGGGGCACCGUGUCAACCUGGAGUUGCUGCAGGAAUCCGCUUGCCGGGAGUUGAUGAAACUGCUGGAUGGCAUCAAGGGAUGCAAGGCUAUCGUGCUGGACAAGGCCAUGAUCGGGCCCCUGGAUUUGGUCACUCGUCCAAAGGUGUUCAAGGAUCGCAACCUCCGACUGCUGGCUCUGAGCCCGGACUUGCCGAGAGACGUGAACAACGUUGUGUACCUGGUGCGGCCGCAAGUGGCUCUGAUGGACCUGUUGGUGGGCCAUGUCAAAGCCAGCCCUCCUGGUAGCCGCCAGUUCCACAUAAUUUUCGUUCCACGACGCUCCUGCUUGUGCAUCAGCCACUUGGAAAACAGCGGAGUGUUAAGCAGCUUCGGUCAAAUCAAGGAGCUGGCCUGGAAUUUCUUUCCGUUAGAUUCCGACGUGGUUACCAUGGAGCUGCCGUUAGCAUUCAGGGACGUGAGUGUCGACGGAGACACCACUUCGCUGUACCAAAUGGCAGUCGGCCUCGUGCAGCUGCAGCGGCUCUACGGACGCAUUCUCAAGAUUUACGGCAAGGGUGAGCAGGCGCACCGGGUGUGGGAGCAUGCCAAGCAGCUGGGUCGCGAUGAGCGGGUGCUGUACCACGGGGACAAAGGCGUCAUUGAUCAAUUGAUCUUGCUGGACAGAAGCAUUGAUCUGCUUAGCCCCCUGGCCACGCAGCUCACCUACGAGGGGCUCAUUGACGAGUUCUUCGGCAUCCGGGAAAACAAGGUGACGCUGUCAGCAAAUCUAUUUACCGCUGACGAGUCAGCAGGGGGAAAUGGAAACGAGGAGUCGGCAGGCGGAAGUGCCAAUGGUAGAGGCGAAGGCGUUGAUCUAGAGACCUCGCUGAGCGACCCCCAGCAGAAGACCCUCCUCCUGCACUCCGGGGAGCAGCUGUACGGGGAACUGCGAGACAAGCACUUCAAUGAGGUUACCAAGCUUCUCGCGCGCAAGGCGCGGGAGAUCCACGCCCAGAUGCACUCUAAUUCGCAGAACACCGAAAUAAAGGUAAUGAAGACCUUUGUGGAUGGGUUGCGCCAGCUAAUGACCCAGAAGGCGGAGAUCUCAAAGCACACUUCCAUUGCGGGCUUGCUGCACGAGAAGGUUAAUGCCUACGACUUUGCCGACGAUCUGGCCGCCGAGCAGGAGUUCAUGGUGUGCGAGGACCUCGACAAGCCUAGUGCUUACAUCGAGGAUCGGAUUGCCAGCAAGGCGCCCUUGCGCACUGUGCUUCGGCUCCUGUGCCUGCAGUGCACAGCCGCGUCUGGGUUCAAGGAGAAACUACUCGGCCACUACAAGCGCGAACUCGUGCAGGUUUACGGCCUGGAGGUCCUGCUCACACUGAGCAGCCUAGAAAAGGCGGGUCUUCUCCACCAGCAGACCGAUUCGAGGGCAUACGCCGUUUUGAGAAAGACACUUCAUCUCACUGUGGACGACAACGUGGAGGUGGACCCGAGGGACAUCAGCUAUGUGCACAGCUUCUACGCCCCGCUGACGGUCAGGCUGGUGGAGCACACUCUGAAGCCCCUGGGUUGGCAGAGCCUGAAAAGCCAAAUCACAAAUCUGCCGGGGCCCACAUUUGAGGACUUCCAGGCGCAGCUGGUUGGCAUCGGAGGACGGCACGGAGGAGGCAUGAUUGGCGAGGGCUCGUUGUUGCAGGUGCCGCGUGUGGUGCUGGUGUGUUUUGUGGGCGGGUGCACGUUUGCCGAGAUCGCAGCUCUGCGCUUUCUAUCCGCCCAAGAGGACAACAAUGUGGAGUUCUUGAUCGCCACCACGAAGGUGGUCAACAAGAACUCCUUCCUCGACAGCCUGAUGGGAUCAUGAGGUCGGCGCCUGAGCCGUCUAGAGGCCCAUCGUCUGUCCAGCGACCAUGGACUGGUGCGCGGAUGAAACGCGUCGGGGCCGCUGAGGCCGAGGCGGAAGAAGAAGAGGAAGGGCAAGCGGCACAGCGCGACGGCUUAUGGGGCAGAGCCCUCGAAAUAGGGCCCAUUUGUUGCAGUGCCGCACAGCCGGGGAGAUAUUUUUAAAGCAUAUAUUUUUCGAUUCCAGCAUUUAUCUUUGUAUGCGACGUAUUCUCUUAAACGAUAUAUAUUUAUAUGAAUGUUUUCCAAUUACAACUUGCGAUGUGCACCAAAGAGGUCAAAAAGUAUUCAAUUUUACAUUAUCUAGCCACUUCUUGAAGAGUUACAGUUGCCACAUAACCAAUUAUUGGUGUUUAUUCGUUUAAUCCCGUCUCACUAUUAAGAAAACUCAUACAUAUGGUCUGGAAAACUGGAAAACCUACAAUGUCAUGCGCGGCUACAGUUCAAAGACAUAUUUUGUCGAUAUGAAUUAUUGAAAUCAGUUACUCAAAUUUUGAAUAAAUGUGAAACUUAGCACUAA
Molecule: messenger RNA, 2541 nt
Organism: Drosophila ananassae
Lineage: Eukaryota; Metazoa; Arthropoda; Insecta; Diptera; Drosophilidae
Gene: car
Product: vacuolar protein sorting-associated protein 33A
Exons: 2
Coding region: 118-1983 (621 amino acids)
Biological process (GO): vesicle-mediated transport; intracellular protein transport
Cellular component (GO): CORVET complex; lysosome
Source: RefSeq, a predicted model, not a curated record